Molecule: messenger RNA, 16527 nt
Organism: Xyrichtys novacula (pearly razorfish)
Lineage: Eukaryota; Metazoa; Chordata; Actinopteri; Labriformes; Labridae
Source: the annotation of a GenBank genome assembly
UCUCACCGAGGAGGACGGCUAAUCGAGCGCCGCACAGCUCCAUUGCUCUGGCAUCUUUAUUUAUUAGCUUUGCCUAGCCCCCGGAGCGCCUGCUGCCACUCUACCUCCGCUGUCGGCGCUAGCUAGCUUGAAUCAGCUGUAUAGCUUUCAGUGAUGACUUCCAACAUUUCUCUACCUCAGUGACACUCAGGUUGUAUUUUUUCUGCUGCGGGCCAUGGGGCUGCCACAGAGCUCUUUCCUGGCGGACGGGGGAAGUCAUUGUGGAUAUCACGUGCACGGGGUGAGUUCUUGUACUAGCCCGUUUGACUUUUUGGCUUAUUUACUUGAACACUGUGCCAAACUGGGGCAUGUAUUGAUAGUGCACUCACUGUAGAAGAGACUGACACGCUAGUUUAGGGUUGUCAUGUCAUUUUUCAAAGUGUAGUACAAGUCAAACCGUCAAGGUGUCCGCCCAUGAUGAGGUGGCAUUUGGCACGCGCCCAAACUAUGUAGCCUCGCGCAUGACAGUUGCUGUCUGCAGGUCUACAUGUCAAACUUUAUGGGGUGAAUUAUUGAGAUAUUUAUCGUCCUGUCCAUCAUAUUGUGGUGCAGGAAUCUCGCUUUGAGGAGCCCAAAAAUUCCAGAAAGUGUAAUAUCUUUAAUUGACACAAGAGGGCACACUCAGGUUUCAUGUCAUAUAAACUUCUUUUCACUAAUUAGUAUUUAUUAAAUGAAUAUUUCAGAUUCAAGAGCACUCCCCUGCCCUGAAAGCUGGUCUGGAGCCUUUCUUUGACUUCAUCCUCUCUAUAGGAAAUGCAAGACUUGUGAGUAAAAUCCUAUGAUGCUUUUGUGUAGGUUGGUUUACAUUAUUAAUGACCAUGAGCAGAACAAAGAAAUCACUGGCAUGCACUGAAUGAACUGUACUUAAAAAAGGAUAAUUAUUAUUUUAUUAUUAUUAUUAUUAUUAUUAUUAUUAUUAUUACUACCACAAUUAUUUAUUGUUAUUAUUAUUAUUAUGAUUAUUACCAAAAUUACUUGUUUUAUUAUUAUUAUUAUUAUUAUUAUUAUUAUUAUUAUUAUUAUUAUUGUUAAUAUUAUUAUUAUUACCACAAUUAUUUGUUAAUUAUUAUUAUUAUUAUUAUCAUCAUCAUUAUUAUUAUUAUUAUUUCCUUUAUUUAAAAUUUGAUGAAGAAAAAAAAGUGUGAUGUUUGCAUAAUUAUGAAGAUUACUGGGAAAUAGUUUGACAAGGUGAAGAUUAAGGUAGUUUUAAAGCAGUAUUUAAUUUAUAACAGUGAAAUAUGAACAGUGGAUAAUAAUAUAAGAAGUGUCAUGAGAUGCUCUCUAAUAACCUUUUUUGUGAUCUGUUUAACAUAUCCUGUUUAUUUUAUGAUUUUGCUGCAGUUGUGAAACAUUUCUGGUGUACAUUCUGAAUGUUUGACCUUUAUUUUUUUCAAAUAUAUUAAGCACUUUUAUCAGAGUUAGAUGAUAUUUGAUUAAGCAACACAGAUUUAUUUCUAUAUUUAAUCCUGGACCUGACUUUGUGUUCAUUUGUUGAUUUUUAACAUUGUCUCAUACUGAUAAUGGCUUCUUUUUUAUUUACCAUGAUGAAUUAAAACUAAAACUAAAAAGCGGUCCCGCAGUCUACUUUCAUCUCAUUUAAUUUUAUCUUCUCAUAUGACAGCCGUAAUACCAUCAGCCACAUAUCUCUAUUCCUUCAGAAUAAAGAAAGUGAUUUGCUGAAAGACCUGCUCAAAGCCAAUGUGGAGAAAGCGGUCAAACUUGAAGUAUACAACUCGAAAACCCAGCGGGUGAGGGAGCUGGAGGUGACCCCCAGUAACAUGUGGGGCGGUCAGGGUCUGCUGGGCGCCAGUGUUCGAUUCUGUAGCUUUGAGGGAGCCAAUGAAAAUGUUUGGCAUGUCCUGGUAAGUCAAGUUUAGCUCAGUAUGGGCUAUCCUCCAACUUUUUCUGUUUUCAAAAAGAGCUGAUUUGAGAUAGUAUCCGUGAUUUGUCUGUUUGGAACAACAGAUUUGCCGGUUUUGUCCUUAAUCUUCAAAUCUUGUUUCACUGUGUUAUUUUAAGUUAGUUUAAUUCAGUGGUUUUAAAUAAACACUAUCUAUUUUAGGAUGUUGAACCCAGCUCUCCUGCUGCUCUGGCCGGCCUUCAUGCGCACAGUGACUUCAUUGUGGGAGCUGACCAGGUGUUGCAGGACGUAAGCUGCCCUGCUUUAUCUAUUUUUCAAAAGUUUAAAACUAAAACAGUACAGUAGCCGAGAUUCCUGUCUUUUUGUGUAACCCUUGCAGUCAGAGGAUUUCUUCUCCUUGAUUGAAGCUAAUGAGGGGAAACCGCUGAAGUUGCUGGUGUACAACACACAGACGGACCAAUGCAGAGAGGUGGUGGUGACUCCAAACGGAGCGUGGGGAGGAGAGGGGAGGUAGGGGAGGAUUUUAUCAUGCAACCUGAGUAUGAACAGGCUCUUAAAAUAUUUAUAGUUAUACCCUUGUUGUUGCAUUUGUGUUACAAAUUAGUUUAGGCUGUGGCAUUGGCUAUGGCUACUUGCACAGAAUCCCAACUCGUCUGGCUCAGCCCAGCACCCCCCAGAAAACACCUCUGCAGUCACCUGUGGUUCUUCACAGCAGUGAAGAGCAGGCGCCAACUGAACAGACUGAGGUCAUUUCACCUUUUCUGAAAUAUUGUCUGAUCUAGACUUCUGUGGACACUUGUUUCACUCCAAAUCACAACAUUUUCUGUUUUCAGGUGCCCUCAGCUUCUGAGCUCAGCCCGUCCAGCGUCAGUGAAAUAGAUUUGAAUCAAAUCAAAGAAGCGGUGCAGGACUUGUGUGAAACCUCACCCACACAACCGGCUGUAGACUUAGGUAACCAAGUCCAGUUUAAGAUGGAAGAGUUUGUUCUUUAUACUAUUUUCAAAACACAGAACGGAGCAGAUAUUUGUUCUUUGUGAAUUUCAGAUGUUUCCAAAUUACCUGAAGCAAAGACUCCAGAUUUGACCGACAUGGUUUCAAACAAUGACAUUAGCCAGUGCUCCAUGUUUGCUAAUCAUGGAGAUGACUCUUGUGAUCAGACGAGCUUGGGUAAGUACCUCCACAAUCUCUACAAGUGAUUGAAUGGGGCUGUUGAAUAAAGUGUAUACAAAGUCUGAAUGUCAUUCUGCUUAAAAGAAGAAGAAAACUGUGAAAACCAGCUCAUAUGUCUUUGUUCAGUUUAUCAGUCUUUUUUAAAAUAUCUGCUGCCUGUCACUCAAUAAUCAUGUCCCAAGUGGAAAUGAAAAGGUGCAAAUCAGCUAGAAAAUAGCAGAGCCUGUUUACUAUCUUUUCUGGUGCAUGGCAAGAAAGAUCACACACUGUUGUUUGCAGAAGCAUACUAUGAAAGCUUCCUGGUUUUCAUGUGAAAUUUCUUUGCACUUCAUUUGUUUUUUAAGAUACCUCAUCUGUUGACCAAAGACCUUUGUCUCCAGAGGGAGAAGAAGAAUCAGAGACCCCCGAGGCAGAACAGGGAGGUGUCAGUGACACGAUCACUACCACUCCUCUGAACACAGAAACACCAGACAACCCUGUAAGCCCUGGAGUCGCUGCAGAGAACCCGAGUGACUCGAGUAUCCCGUUGGUGCAGGAUACUAUUUCUGAGCCUCUGAGCUCUGCCAGUGUUAUUGAAGAUACACCAGAGACUGCAGAGUCAGAAAGCUAAGAACACAGCAAUACUAGAGCGAAAGUGACCUGUUCGACUCAAAACUGAUGCUUAUUGCUUUAAAAAGGGAUGUAGAGCACAUUCUAACACAGCAAACGUUCAUUACUGUUGUAAGUUUUAUCACUGGAGCGGUGUUUUAGUUAUGAAGAGUUUUAUUUACAUACAGGUGCCAUUGCUGCAUGCUCGAUUGCACAUUAAGACAGAUAUGUUAAACUUGAACAGAGGUAAGAUGGUGAUUACUAUCUGAAUGUAAACUGAAGUUAAUGAAUGUAAAGCAGGAUGAAGCCUUAGCUGAGCAUUAGCUGCUGUUAAAAGUCACCCUAGUUUGCACAAAGAAGCCAAAGGUAGGCAUUAUAUUAUAUAUUUUGCUGUUAUCAUUAUCACCUGCUGAUGAGUAAAACACUGUCAGAAGAAGAAAGUUCUAGUUAGAGUUAAUAUAAAUCCAUCAUGAGGUUUUAGUUUUUUCACAUUUUGCAUUUUGGGGAUGGAGGUUUUUUUAAUUUUUUUAUGGGGUAAGAUUGAGAUGUUAAAAAAGAUGAUCAAUCCUCUAUCAGGCCUUUUACAGUUUCAGCCUCCUUGCCUUAUGUCUCAUUUUAAAUAAGUUAAUUUUCUAUUGGUAAUAAUGAGUGAGCCAUGUUUGAUAACACUCUUAGAUUAUUUUCUGUUCUUUCUUUUAUGUCAAUUUAAAUUAAUUUAUGUUUGAGGUUUGUAUGAUUGGACAAAAGUAUUCAAAUAUUUAUAAAAAGUUUAUGUUGAAGAGAAACUUGCGGCUCUUAUUUCUCACAUUUUUGUCUGCGAGAGAAAGAGAGAUGGACUGUGUACAGUAUGUGUAUUUUAAUCAUCUGUGUUUGUGUGUGUAGAAAUAGGACUUCAUGUUUCCAAACAGCAGGUGUCAGCAAACACCUCGUUAUAGAUCUGUCAGUUUUGCUCCAUCACAGAUACAACAUUAUAUUCAAAUUACAUCGGUUGUAUUAUGAUCCGCUUACAUAUAGGGAGAUUAAGGAUUUCUGUACAGUUUAUUACAAAAAAAAGUCCUCAGUGUAGUGCUGAGUGAAAGUAUGUGAUUUGUUUAUCUGCUGCUUGUGAGGGAAAGUUAACACUGAUGCCUCUGUACUGUACAUAUUUAAUGCUGCAUGUGCUCAGCCUGAGCUGGAAAAGCCCUUUUUCAAAUCAGAGGGAAGUAGGGCGCAUGAAAUAUUAAAAUAGCGAAAUAUUCCUUUUUUUAGAAAUGAUAUUGAUGAGAUUCAGAAAAUGGAGGGGGAAAAAAAGAAUCCUCGGGAAGCUCCAGUGGCAGAGAGGGGAUAUGCCUCAAUUAUUUACCAGGGCCUCCUUGGCAGGGGGGAUGGGCGUGAGAAUAGAGGAAAGACUGUGAGGGAAGAAAGAUGAGAGGGAGUUGGAUUUGUCUUCAUUCACCCCAGAGUGAGUGCUGCUCCUAGGGGGUGUUUACACUGGCUCACCUGUGCGUGUGUGUUGAAUAAAGGGUUGCAUUUCUGUGCUGAACAUGCAUCAGCUCAGUGGUCUAGUUCAUCCUACAAGCUUUUCAAAUCAACAGGGACGCUGAUUUGAUGGUUUCUGUGAUUCCUUCCAUCAGGGUGGAUUGGUUUUUGGUUACAGCAGCAUUUGCUUUGCUUUAUUUGAAGAAGCAGCCCGAGGCAGAAGCCAGCAGCUGCGUGGAAAGGAGGAGCCAAGAGGUGAAGUGUAAAGGGGGGCCACCUCUGGACGUAACAUGCCUUGCCUUCAUUUCCUCCCUUUUCUGAGGCUGUUUCAAAGGACACUGUGACGCAGCUCAACCCACUUGUCAGCUUAGCUUUAUCUCAACCCCCGGGAGGCUCGUCUCAAAGGCACCAGCAGUAGUGCCCGUUGCCUCAGCGUGUCGUUGCGGCAUGACAAAUUGUGAAAUAGAAUAGCUAAGGGGAGGAGAGAGAAGGGGUGGGGGGCAUGAAUGGACGGUAAAGGGUGAAAAAAAGGUAGAGAGAUAAGAUAAGACAAAGUGCUGGCCUCACAGAUCUGCCUAAUGUAGUAAUUGGAGUGAGACCACAAAGAAAGUGUGUCCAUCAUGGUGUUUAUGUGUAGGUGAAUAAUAAUUUCUCCCCCACCACACUCUCAGACUUGUAUUUCCUGUGUCUGCUACCUUCCCACCCUGAUCACAGAUUUCUUGGUGCGAUGUCGCCUAUAUUUGGGAGUGCUGGAAGCUGUAUUUACACACAAGUUUCACACUGUGCUCUAAGCGCACAAGAGCCUGUAAAUAAUCUCAGUGAGUGCUUGUCUGUGUUAUAGCAGCAAUGUGAUACAGGCUGUAAUUACAUUCAUUCAUUGAUAGGAUGACAGGGCUGACACUCUGGGGAACCUGAAUUUAUUAGUGAGCUGCUUUUAUCUCCUGUGGUUGCUUUCAGCUAAAUGUUAACAUCAGCCUGUUACUAUGUUCACAGCAAGGGUUCGUGGUCCUGGAGUUUAUGUGCUCAACAUCCUGUGACAUAUGAGUAAUUUCUAAGGUGUUAUGUUUUCAAAAUCUCAGAUUCAGUUUGUUUCUCAGAGAGCAGAUGCAGGAAAAAACACCUACAGUGUUUACAGCCUACUGAUUUUAUAAACCUUGAAACAUACGCCCUCAAAUCUGUGGGCAGAAAGCUUCACUGACCUAAGACAGUGUUGUCUCUUAAGCUGAACAGUCCUACAAUUCACCCUGCAUUUGUAACAUCCAUGUGAUAUUCCUUGAUUCUUUUUUAACGGUGGAAAAACUUUUUUAACAGUUUUUUAACUGCAGCGCUGAGCUGUUUGGAGGGAAAGUCGAGGGGGUAACCAUGGGUACAAGGAUGCAUCAUCUAGGAACCAUGAAUGUUUGCAUUAUUGUGGUAACCAGCCUAAGGAAUGUUUUUGGUGUAUUUCACAAGGAAGCACAAUGGUAGAAAACAAAGGAUAGAUUCAUCUUCUGAGGAGCAUGAAUAAGCUGUCAUACAAAUCCAUAUAACUGUAUGGUUAUAUUUGGUAUGAUAUGUUGCCGAUGUUGUAGAUACUGAUCCAAUAUUCGCACAAAAUUGUUCAUGACAAGUUUUGCACUCAGCUGCAACGUCUUUUUCAGACUUAAACAGAAAAUACCACCACAGGGCUGACAUCACCCCUACUCCUUGCUACUUUGUCAGUACUGAAGUACACACUGUUGUUGUGAUCACAUGGGCUCUGCAUGCUGGAUCUGGGCGCUGCUAGCUAGAGGUGUUGGAGCAGAGUCUGGAAUGGACUGCUUGUAUUGGAGUGCUGAUAUCAGAGAUUUUGCAUUUGCUAACUGUCCGUUUCAGGAUUGAUUUUAUAGUUCUUUUAUUAUUUUUUAGAUGUGUUAAUGGUCUUGGCACUUCUUAUUUAUCUGACUUAUUUUUAUCAUAUCAACCCUUGUGGACCCUGAGGUCCUCCGGCACAGGCCUUUUAACCUUACCCAAAGUGAAAACAAAAACACACGGGGAGGCAGCUUUCAGUUUUUAUGGUACCUGGUUGUGGAACAGCCUGCUGGAGAGCUUCAGGGCCACAGAGACUGUUAAUGGUUUUAAGAAGAGGCUCAAGACUCACCCUUUUAACCAGGCUUUUCACUAAUUGCCUUUUUAUAUUUCUCUUAUUCCAAAUGUUCAUGUUGGAGCCAUUCUUAAUGUUUAUUUUAUGUCAUUUUAUUAAUUAUCUCUGUUCUGAGUCAUUUCUUAAUUCCCAUCAUAGGUUUUUACUUCUUUUACCCCUUUUUUAUGUGGUAAAGAGCUCUUACUUAUCUGUUCAUUUAAUUUUUUUAAAUGAACCAUUUGUAUUUUCAUUUUUAUCUCCAGUGUUUCCCAGAGGUAACUCUUUCCUCACGUAAUGUCUCGGUGUCAGGCCAUGUCUCUUUAACAAUAUAUCUUAAAUUCUUACACUGUGUGCACUUGUGUGUGUGUUUAUGUGUGGCUGAGUGAUUGAGGGUGGGUGUGUGCCUUUGUGUGCAUGUGGGUCCAUGGGUGGGUGUGUAGGUGGGAGGGUUGAGUUUUAUUGUCGUUAUUUGUUGUUUUUAGCCUCUGUGAGGCACUUUGAACUGUAUUUUCCGUAUGAAAAGUGCCAUAAAAAUAAAGUUGAAUUUGAGUUUUAGAUGCAGGCAGAUAUAAUCCGAUACUUGUUCUUUUUUUGCUGAUAUCGGACUGAUAUCAGAUAUCAAUAUUGUAACCCUAGUUCUCUCACUUUCUAACAGUUUCUCCUCUUUGCUGUCAAGAAGUAAAAGAGCCAAAGUAAAGUUUUCCAUCCCUCAGUUUUGGCUGGUUUCCCAGUGUGACAGGAGGAGAGAUAAGGGAAAUAGGAUGAAACAGCCAAUAAGGAGGUUAAGUGAGAGCGCCCUGCUUUAUUUCCUUUACUAAUUGCCAUCCAGCAGGGGUGAGGAGCCGGACAGAGGAGACAGUACACAUUGUUCUGUUGUCAGGGUGAACCUGCUGAUGUCAGAUCUGCUCCCAUCUGCUUCUCAGCUCCCUGUCUUUUAAACAGACAAACACAGCUUCAGUUUUCUGUAUUUUUAUGCUUCAUGAAAAUACUACGUGUGUUAUUUGUCAAAAUCUGCUUGCUCUGAUAAUCCAAUGUUUGUCUGUGCCGUAGCUGCUUUCAUUUACUUGUUUCCAAACAUGAGAGAAAACUAACUUGAUAUUUUGCUGCCGGAUGUUUUUCAAUAUAUAUUUCUUUUGCAAAUAGCUUGGAAGCCAAGUUCUUACCACCAUUGCGACCCAGGGGAAGUUUUAGCAGAUGUGUGUGUAAUCGAAACACAGAUAUCCGCCUCAGCCUUUUUUUUUUUUUUUUUUUGCUUUACCUUUUCUCUAUUUGGUCUGACUGAUCAUUUUGUUCCAGCGGCAGACAAGCAGCAGAUGAGACAGCUGGAUAAAGGUUUGGCUUAGUCUCUCACAUUGAAUAUGAGAAGAUGGAAAAAAGAACCGCAGCUCAGCACCUUCCCUGCUGCUUUUAUUUGUCGCUGACAUAUUUGCUGUGACAUUCCCACCGCUACAGAGGCUCGCUUUGGAGACGAUAGUGGGCUGUCUCUUUGAAUUAACCUCUUUUACCAGUUAACCGUAUCCCCUACAGGGCAAUGCAUGCCAGGCUUCGACCCUCCUCAGUCAGCAUAUAUAAACUUACACACGCCAUAGCAUGCUCUGCACUGAAGGGCCUAGAAAAGCAUAAAAAACGGAUAUAUCUAACCUAGGACUAGCUUCAAGGUUGGAGCUUUUUUCAUCUGGAAGCUUUUGUUUGAACAGGCAAAGCAAAAAAAAGAAACACCAAUUUCCCCAUGUUGACGAAUAAAAUCAGUCACGAGUUAUUAUCCACUUACUCAAACAGCUCCCACUCCUAUUUGCAAUUGCACCCCCUUCAAUCAGCUCUGUCUCUGCUCUACAUGUGUGUCUGUGUCUGUGUGUGUGUAUCUGUUUUAAAACAAAUAACUGACUGCCUGAAUCUAAAAACACAGCAGGUGCACCUUUCAGUAUGCGUCAAGCUAGAAAUGCACUGAUCUGCCUCACAGCCCCGGAGAGGUGCGUUAUUGUUGGGUGGCACUGUCAGUAUGGUGCAAGGGGGGAAUGAACUGUGUCAGCUUUUCAGAGGAAAAUGGAGGCAACGUGUCAGAGAGCCUGGAGAGAGAAGGAUUACAGGCAGAUAAAACAUGCGGAAAAAUGAUUCAGUGGAGCUGUCGGAGGUGUGCAGAUGGGUCAGGGGCUUGUGAGAAAUGUAUUUUUUUUACUGCUUCCUCUGCAGUUGUAGGGGGAAAAAAGUUAACCUAUUAAAUCAAUUUAUUUCACUUAUGAAAUAAGCAACUCUACUAGAUAUAUAAUGCCUGUGAACUCGUGGCAUGAAGCUGCUCUCCAGUAAGUCUGUUUCUGCUCCCAGUCUCGCCCGGCAGUCAGUAUGUUUAUCAGCACACUUAAGGCGAGCUAUACAGUCUUAAUUAGGCAGCUUUAUUAGACUAUUGUCCUUGUCCCAGUGCUCAAGCACCAGGGGAUUUAUUGACAAAAGCAUGUCUGCCUUCGCUGUGCUGAGAAGGGAUGUGGCUCGAAGUAGAGUCUUGUUAUCCUAUCAGCUACUUCCUUUUUGGGAAACUUUCUUCUUCUUGUUCUUCUUCUUGUUCGUAUUGUUGCUGUUGUUCUUCUUCUUCUGAGGUCCUUCUCCACAUGCUAUGAACUAUAGGGUCAAAAGCCUGGUGUGGAAUCCACCCAGAACACUUGGGGCGGUUUGGACUUGAAUCAACCCAGUGCUUCUCUGGAAAUGUGUGUCCAACUAUGACAAAUUCAACAUAACGUGAUAACGUGAUUUCAGUCAUACUACGUGUUCACAUAUUGUAUACUUUAGGUCAAUUCAGUUUGAUUAAAGCUAUAAACCAAAUUAUUUGACAUUAUGUAAAUGUGCUGAUUAUUGCUAAUAAUGCUGAAAAAAUGUCAAAUCUCCAAAUAUUAUGGCAAAGAAAAACUGUCCAGACUUUUUGUGUUGUAUCUUGACAUGACUUUGUUGUUGAUUUUGUAUCAUACGUAGACUGUAUAUAGAAUGGACGCCGUCUGCCUCCUCGUUGGGUGAAGCCACCCUGAGAACAGCACCCUCUGGUGACGGGCUGCAGUACAGGUCAUAAAUCCCGCUUCCUCCAGCAAUCCCUAUGGAGCUGUGGACAAACUUUAGAAAAUUAUUACACAGAAUAUAAAUGUUUCUCCCCCUGCUUGUGAUGUUGACAUGUAGUUAUUGUAAGACUGGUUUGUGCUCAAGUCCUCUUUUUUUCUGUGUAGCUCCAUUUUUAGAAGUUAUUAGGGGGUUCAUCUUUUCUAUGAUUGACACUUGAUAUAGCAUAUGGGCGUAAAAGGAUUGCGUAGCUCACCCAGGGGAUACGCUGUUUGAGCCAAGCGUCAUCACAGCGAUUCUCUGUGACUCUCCCGCCAUACGCGGUUGGUUUCAGGAAGUGGAGAAAAAAUCGCAGAAGUACCGAGAGCUUUUCGGCUUCUAAUCCGUAAAACUGGUGGAGGGCAGAACCAAGUUGCCCAUAGUAUAUACAGUCUAUGGUAUCAUACAACUAAAGCUGUAAGCAGACUUGUUUCAGAUACAUUUACUUAAUUUUCACUUGAUAAGGAGUUCCUUUCAGGUGUUUUCUUGAGAUCGUGACUUGGCUGACAUUCAUAACCUCUAUCAUAACUACCAGAUUGAGCCUGACGUUAUAAGAACAUGGCAGCCAUGAAAAUGUGGUCUGCUUAUGUUAUUUUAUCAGUGCCCUUCAAGCUGGUAUUUUGGCUUCACUUUUAUACAGUAGAGGGAGAUGGAGGCAGGACGUCCACAUUAAUGUUCUGUCAAUAAUCUUGCUCAUCACAGUGACGAGGCUGUUGUUAGAGAGUUAUCCUGUUACCACUAAAAUCAGCUGAAAAAUAAGUCAAUAAAAAGUGAAAACGAAAGCAUUUUCAUAUCAAGAUAAUGAGAUUAAAGGAUCAUGAAACACCCAGAAAGUAGUUGUUAUCACAGGAAAAUAGAGUAAAUAUGAUAUAUCUAUCCGCAUCCGCCUCUGGCGUCUGAACUACAUUAAUAAAAUUUGAUUUAUUGAUCGUAUAUUAGAUGGAUGGAACUCCUAAAAUAGAAUUUCCUUAAUAAUCGGAAGACUGGGACUCUCAGCUCUUUUUAGUCAGCUUUAGACAAAUACAAAGUCAAAUAUAUCAGAAGCAUCAUUUCAGAAAUCUACAUGACUUAUAUAUUUGCACAUCCAUCGGGUAGUUAUCCUUACACAAACAUAUAAAGCCUGACUGGGCUAGUUAAUCCGCCGCUGCCUGUGUACUUCGACUCUUCUGUACACAUGAUUGUGAAAAAACCUGAACUCCCUGACGUGCCGAGUGUUAAAAUACUCAAACACAGAAGGGAGGGAGGGGUGAGAAUUGAAGGGGGACACAGAAUACAGAGAGCCAAUGAAAACGAAAAACAAUGUCCAAAAAAGAGCAACCUAGAGGAAAAUUCAAUGUGCGCGUGGGUGUGUGGGAUAUGCACUGCAUUAGAGUGGAAAUGUGCUGUUAUCAGGUUAAGCCAGAUUCACAUUCUGUAACAACAGAGCCACACACACACACACACACACACACACACACACACACACACACACACACACACACACACACACACACACACACACACUCAGCCUCCCCCCUUGAGAUUUCCCUUUUUUUGUAAUUACUUUGCAGAGCAGGGAAGGGGGGUUGGUGAAGAUGGCUCUGCUUCCUCCUGCUGUGUAAAAGCCUUACCUUCCUCCUCCUUCUGCUUUUAAAUGCUCUGGCUUCUGCCAAGAGCUUUCUAAUUCAGCCUGCAAUCCACAUUACUAAUGCAACCCCUAAACGUAGCAAGAAUCAAGGGCCAUUUGUUAUGCAGGCCAUUAAAUACCUAUUAGGGCUUGACGUGGUCAGCUAUCGGCUGAUGGCAUUAACUAUCUAUCAUAAUUAAAGUCAUUGUAUGAAUGGGCAGACGUUGAGUUUGGAGAUAGUGCACUACAGACUUAUGAGUCUGUGGGGACAAGCAGAGGCGGAGAUUGUCUGUGCUUCAAAGCCAACGCACAAUAUGAAGACUUUAUUUACCUAGCUGGAGGCAAACAGAGAGUGGCAGGUGGGUCCAGCCUCUGCUUCCACCUGUGGCUGCUAUUAUGGUGAUAUAUGGAGACAACAGCGCUCAGGUGACCGAGAGGAAGCAAAGUGAUCACUUAUCUCAGCUUAUAUCAUAUGAGUCAUUUCAAAUCCAAUGGCAAUGCAAGAUCUUGAGGAAGGAUAUUACAUAAAAGCACACAUCUGGACUCGGUGUGUAUAUAUAUGUGUGUGUGUGUGUGUGCGUGUGUGGGUGUAUUCAACGCUCUGAUGACAAGUUUCCACCACGGUCAUCGAGUAAUAGUGUUUUCCAGCUCCGCCUGCAGACAUAUGUGUCACACAAACAUGAGCAUAAAGACACACAGCAGGGCUUGUUUCACUGAUUAGGAUGGUAAUUUACCCUGAGCACACUGUGUUCCCAGCAUGCCCUUCACCUCUCUGGGAAAAGCAUCAUUAUAAGGGAAAAGUUACUGUAAUAACGAGGGUGAAUGGGUUAAUUGUAGCCUCUACACUAACAUAAAAACUUUCUACUGUCACAAAUUCUGGUGGAAAGAUUUAUAGGCACAUCCAGAACAUAUAAUUAGAAGAGCGUUAUGUUUGACUGUAUUGUUACAAACUGAUGCAGCUCCCAAACCCUAAAAGUCUGCCUCUGAUUGAUCAAUAUUUAUCUUAACACCUUUGUCUCCAGCAGACAAACAUGGGUGCCCUCAUUGAUCAUGCUGUCUUGUUCCUAUGGAAACUGGAAAUUACCAUGGAGGGCAUAAUUACAAGGUGCUGCACAAGUCUAAAAUUGUCCUUUUUUUUCAACAUCCCCUCUUUAUUUCUCUGUCUGUAUUGUGCUCAGAUUGAUUUAAUGAUUGAUUUUUCAAGGUACUUGCUUUUUAAAGCUGGAGCUGCAAAGUGCACAGUGUCCUUAUAUACAAAUACUAAGAGGAAGGAUAGGAGUGGAGCCUAUAGGUGUUCUUGGUGUGCAGGGAGGUAAAUGAUCUGCGCUCUUUUUUUUUUCUUCCAGUAACACCAUAAUGCAGCUCAUCAUCUAGGCGUGACUCCAGCUCUGUGCCCUGAAGUUAGCCAGCUGGCGGCUGCUGCUGCUUCACUCCCUUUCAAUUGCUAUUUUCCUGUCCUAGAUUACCGCCAUGACAUUUCAGACAGCGUGCAAUUCCACUGAAACAAGUGCAAAGAAAAUUUAUUCAUACGUUAAACACUUGUGUGGCUGUUACUGCUCUGUGAUAUGUUCAAACGUCUUCUUUUGGUUUGAUGUUGCAGGAAGAGAUUCACACUGUGUGGUAGAUUUAUACAGCACUGAAACGAAUUUGACUGCCAGGAGACCGGAUUAAAAAAAGUCAGUUUUGCCUCUCGCAGAUUAACAGAAUAUCAAUUUCCUUUCCUCACAAAAUAACACCUCUUAUCCAUUAUACCCAUGAAUUCAUCAAAACAGAGAGGAAAACAUCUUCAACAUGCUGCAUGGUUUCACACAGGAUCCUACAAAAAUAAAAUAACCCAAAAGAGAAGCUGACUCUGUGCUGCUUUAACAUUUACCACUGAACUGUGGUUACCUCUGCUUCCCUUCCUGCUGACCCAUUGAUAACCUCCAAGAACUGCCAGUGCUCUAGUCACAAAUGGUCAAUUGAUCGAAAAGGCUAAGUAAGAUCCAUUUGCGGCCAACUAAUGGCAUCUGGCAUAUUGCAGUGGUCGUACUUCUGCACGUUCCUCGCUGGCUGCCUGAAGCUGCAUCAAACCAUAUGUGGUUGAAAAUGUAACAUGAACAGCUGGGUGCAGACUCUGAGGGCUUAAAGCCUCUAAAAGGUGUGCUGGGAACACUCCGUGUAUGACAGGAAGUGCAUGUUUUCUUUCAGUGUAAAAUGUAAAAAAAAAAAAAAAAGUGUUGUUUCAAAAGACUUUUUUCUCAACCAAUAUAUUUUUUAACAAUUUCUUUUUAUUGUCAGUGCAAAAAAUAUCAACACUACGACUGGAAGACUUUAAUAUCUUAGCUAAGAUUAGCUUAGCUCGUCUCUGCUCGGCUUGGUUUUGCUUAGUUGAAUUAGUCUUACCUUGGCUUGGUUAAAGGGAUAUUCUGGCGUAAAAUUAAAUUAGGGUCAAACACACCGUAACGCCGAGUUAGACGCUAAGGCUAAGGCCAAAGAACUACCGCAUCUGCAGUGCAAAAUGAGUAAUAUGGUGAUUAUUACUUCAAGGAAAUGAUAAAGUAAUGAUCAUAAAUGUUCUUCCUUGAGCUGCGUCCCCCUGCUGCAGUGGCUAUUACUAUAGAUGGGACCCUAAUAUGAACUGUUGAUGAAGUUAGGUGCUGUUCUGAGCAUUAUUUGUGGCUAUAGAGUGGAUUUUUGGCUGAGCGCUUGGCUCUCUGUAUCGCUAUCUGCCGUCGUUACUAAAGUUGGUAUAACUAGAGAUGCAAGCGGUCGGCAACAUUCAUCUCUCCAUGGGGUGUCUAACUCGGUGUUACAGUGUGUUUCACCCAAACUUAAUUGUACGCUGGAAUAUCCCUUUAAGCAUGUUUUAGUUUAUCUCGAUGUAAAGCUACCUAGGCUAUUGUCUUAGCUUAAUGCUAGGCUAAAUUAGUUUGAAAAAGGAAAACAGAGUCAUACACUUUUGUUAUUAAACUCUUUAAAAGAAGAGGCUUUCCAGUAAGCAUUCAGGCAACACGUUACAUGGAAAAAGACUCAUUAUCAAGUCAGAGUCGAAAGACUUUUCUGAGCCAAAGACAAUUUGCUCUUAUUUCCCCAGUGGCACAGACAUCAUUAUGAACUUGUUUAUAUGAGCAAUUUUCUACAUGUAAAACUGUAUCUUGGAAAAUAUUGAUGGCAUUUGAAUCCAAAUUUGGCUCGUUGUUUGGGGUUUUGAUAUUUUAUCUUUACACACAGGCAGCAGAUCGAGACGUUACAUUCAAACGUCUGGAGGUAGCCCAUGUUAAUUGGCUGUGAUUGGAUUUGUGUUCGCUGAUAGUGUUGCUUUCAGAGUGCUGUCUGGAGCUUUUAUCUCCAGCUGCUGUUCAGUGUGGGCACCAGAGCCUUUUAUCUCUCCUGUUGAUGUAAUAAUAAAAAUGACUGUAAUGUUCCCUCACUGCUGCACACAUGCAAUCACACAGAUGAACAGCAGAUUCACAUAUCUGUGGCCAAAAAUGGAAGAAAUGCAAGAUACAAAAUGUACAAAUGUCAUGAUAAAAAGCCAAGCCAAACCUGCUAGAUUAAAAUCUGACUCUUUAUAGAUAUUUUUCACACUUAUUGACAUUUUACCACGUCAGCCAUCUCCAGCAGCGUUUCCUCAGAUUAUCUCAGAUCUAUAUCUGUUUGAGCUAUAAAAGAUCCUGCUUUGGAUUUAAACCCAACAAUUAUUGCUUCUUGGAGGAACACACAUUUAUAAGCUGCUUAACUCCUUUCCUGUGAUCCACUUCACUAAAUUCGGUCUAUGAGUCAGCUACAUUUCAAGUCUCAAUCCUUUUCCAUUUCCAGGCAUCCACUUCGUUGUUUCCUUAAUCCAUGAAGAUCUGUAGCUGGGAUUAAUAGUAUGAAUAUGAAUAUGAAUUUUCCGAAAUCAAAAAUUAAUUACAACUUAGCAUAAAUUAUGCAUGAAAAAAUGUUUGAAGUUAUAUAUGUACACUACAGUAUGUGAAAGUUUUCCUUUUCUGGGACAGACUUGCAGUUUAUCUUAAGAACAUCCCCCCAAAAAUCAAAAGAGCAUUCACAUUUUUUCCUCAUAUUGAAGGAAGUGAAUUCAGCACAGGCACUCCUCAUUUAACCAUGGGAGAUGGAGAGUGUGUCAAGACAAAUGGAUGCUUAAAUAAAAACCAGGAUGUUAGACUUAUUCUAGUUUAUACAUAUUUCUGAACUCUUGCUGUGUUAAAACUUUAGUAUUCUGACUUUUAUAAAUGAAUAUUAUAUAGUUUUUUUCUUUGUUUUAUUCACAGUCUAGAAACCACUGCAUCUUUUUGUGAUCUUAAAGCUCCUGUGAGGAGAUUUUUCGUGUGUGUGAAACAGAUAGAUACGAAUAAGACCACCGGUAACAAGAUUAAAAUUCAGUAUAUUACCGUUUUUUUAUUCCUGAAAGUGCCGUAAAGGGGGUAGGUGUCAGAGCAGACAAUUGACAGCAGACUGAAGAAAAAGCCUAAAUUUACAUUUUCAACAGAUUUUAUCCACAAUGAUCAACAAAUGAUUUUGUAGAAAGAAGGAAAGUAAGAUGAGACUGUUUGUUAGAAAAUAUGACUUUGAUGUGCAGGACAAGGUUAGAAAAAUUAUCAAAAAAAUAAAUAAAUAAAUAAAAAUUAAAAAAAAAAAAAA